This is a messenger RNA of Elaeis guineensis (African oil palm), 1927 nucleotides long. RefSeq names its product signal peptide peptidase-like 1. Gene Ontology annotation, cellular component: Golgi-associated vesicle membrane; lumenal side of endoplasmic reticulum membrane; cytoplasmic side of endoplasmic reticulum membrane. NCBI's taxonomy places the organism in Eukaryota, Viridiplantae, Streptophyta, Magnoliopsida, Arecales, Arecaceae. Gene Ontology annotation, molecular function: aspartic endopeptidase activity, intramembrane cleaving. Gene Ontology annotation, biological process: membrane protein proteolysis. The record is from RefSeq and is a predicted model, not a curated record.
AAAUAACACCGCUCCCUGUCCCAGUCGCAGCAAUCUGAUAAAUUUACAGCUGGGUUCCACUAAUUCCCCGAGAUGCACGAUCAAGCGCGUAAAAAGGGGCGGGGGUGAUGAUAUCGGAGGACUCAGCACGAAAGGAGGUCAAAUGCCAAUCUCCGGAAAGUCGUUGCUCGCGGCUCCCGAUCCAGAGUCCUUUUUCCGGGGGAAGAAAUCCGGUGAAGCGAUCGUCCGUUAACUCCGCAUACCUCCCUUACAAAAACCCUCAGCAGCCCUCCCCCCUCUCUCCACUCCUUCGCAAAAUCUGAUCGGAAAACCCCUUCGUUUCCUUGAUAUGUCGCUCUUCCAGUGGAAAUUUUCUUCUCUUGAUGGUUGAGGACGCGAUCUUUUUCUCGAUUCGCAGGCCUAAAGGUUUGUCCUUUGUGGCCGCAGAUGAAUUUUGGAGUUUUCAUAACGGAAAUAUUGUCUUCUAGGAUUUCAUCUCCGAGUGGAACGCAAACUAAUAGACGCAGCUUUCUGUUCGGAAUAAUAAUUUGAAGGUUUGUUGACCCAACUAGAGUGUAGAGGGGGGAGAACUAAGAAAGGGAGUAUUUUUGGUGUACUUGUGCUGCUAUGGAGUCACUGUGGAAGCUGACAUACUUGCUCGAACCUGCAUCUCUCGCCCUCGUAGUGACAGCAAUCUUCGUGACGUUUGCAUCAGCUUCCCGAGCUCUGGAUCAUGGCAAGGAGAUGGAGAGGAACCUAGACUUCUCGGAGGCAUCCAUCACGCUAGACCGGUCCCAAGCACUUAUGAUCCCCCUGGCAAGCUCUUGCAGCCUUUUGUUAAUGUUCUAUCUUUUCUCGUCAAUGUCCCACCUUGUCACUGCCUUCACAGCCAUUGCCUCAGCCUCUGCGCUCUUCUUUUGUUUCUCCCCAUAUGUUGCCUACAUCAAAUCCCAGUUCAAUUUAAUGGACCCAUUUGUCUCCAGAUGCUGCUCCAAGUCGUUUACACGUAGCCAGGGAAUACUAUUGUUGUUAUGUAUAGGAAUUGUGGUGGCUUGGCUCGUUUCUGGGCAUUGGGUGCUGAAUAAUUUACUGGGCAUUUCCAUAUGUAUAGCAUUUGUUAGCCAUGUACGGCUACCUAACAUUAAGAUCUGCACAUUGCUUCUUGUCUGCUUAUUUGUGUACGAUAUUUUCUGGGUCUUCUUCUCGGAGAGGUUUUUUGGAGCAAAUGUCAUGGUCUCCGUUGCAACGCAGAAGGCAUCUAAUCCAGUGCACACAGUGGCUAAUAGCUUGAGCCUUCCAGGUUUGCAACUGAUAACGAAGAAGUUAGAACUACCUGUUAAGCUGGUCUUUCCGAGAAAUUUGAUGGGUGGGCUGAUUCCUGGGAGCACUGCUGGGGAGUACAUGAUGCUGGGCCUUGGAGACAUGGCCAUUCCUGGAAUGCUUCUAGCUUUGGUCCUCUGUUUCGACCAUCAAAAGAAUAGAGAUACGGAAAUUUCAUUGGACACGUCUUCCUCAAAAGGGCAUAAAUAUAUAUGGUAUGGACUUUCUGGUUAUGCAGUUGGCCUGAUCACUGCAUUGGCUGCUGGGAUCUUGAGUCAGUCACCUCAACCUGCUCUUCUUUAUCUGGUCUUUUCAUACCACAUGAUACCGUCAUUUCAUGGGGGUGAGCCUUGGUGGAACAGGAAAGUUGCUCCAUUGAAAGCAGAAACUUGUCAUUCCCAAGGGAGUUUGCUCAACCUAUUCUCCAGUCUACCCCAUUGCUUUUCUCAGCCCCAAGGGAGUUUGCUCGACCCAUUCUCCGGUCUCCCCCACUGCUCAAGGGUGCGACUACAUAUGAGGAGUGUGGUAAUUCAAAUCUGGUCAAGCUGGUUGUUGAUUGCUAACACUUCUCCUCAGGGUCCUUGGAAGCCAGUUAGUUGAGCGGCACUGAGCUAAUCAUUUCCUUCGG